AUGGGUCACCGGAGAGGUCCUUGGUCGAACGCCGAGGAUGCGUACUUGAUGGAACUUGUCAACACUCAUGGCCCUCUCAACUGGGUACGCAUUGCCCAGACCCUUGGAUCCAGGACACCCAAGCAGUGCCGCGAGCGCUACCACCAAAACCUGAAGCCGAGUCUUAACCACGAGCCCAUCACCCCUCAGGAGGGCGCCCAGAUCGAUCAGCUGGUGCGGGAGAUUGGAAAGCGUUGGGCCGAGAUCGCUCGCCGCCUUAAUGGUCGAAGUGACAAUGCUGUCAAGAACUGGUGGAAUGGCAGCCAGAACCGCCGCAAGAGGAUGGAUCGUCGACGUAACCCUCAGCCUUACGAUGAGCAGUACGCCCAUUCCCGGCACUCGCUCUCCAUCUCGACACCAAGCCUGUCCAUGCCAUCACACCUAUCGCCUCUGACUGCCACCAACCACCGUCACCCCGUGCCUUGGGUCGAGGCACCUCUUCCCUCGCCCUGCACUUCCGAGUCCGCCGAGUCGGAUGCAGGCUCUAACUAUACCACCUCGCCCGGACGUCACCACAUCCCCCUCCACAUGCCACUCGAGUUGCCGCCGAUCAGGGACGCUCACCACCUCCACGCCCCAGCUGGUUCUAAGCUUCCCAGCCUGAGCGAGUUCACCGCUCCCUCUUAUGCAGACCGAAUGGAUUGCCAGCCUCGACAGCAUCAAUUUGUUCCUCAAGGGCAGUUGCCUACCGCACCCAACUCGCCUGUGCAGCAGCAAGCACAGACCCGACAGCAGCCAUCGGAUCAGGACUCCCGCAUGAAGCUGACUUCUCUCCUGCUAAACUAA
This is a messenger RNA of Fusarium vanettenii 77-13-4, 825 nucleotides long. RefSeq lists its product as uncharacterized. Gene Ontology annotation, molecular function: DNA-binding transcription factor activity, RNA polymerase II-specific; RNA polymerase II cis-regulatory region sequence-specific DNA binding. Bases 1 to 825 code for a protein of 274 amino acids. The transcript has a single exon. The record is from RefSeq and is a predicted model, not a curated record. Gene Ontology annotation, cellular component: nucleus. Gene Ontology annotation, biological process: positive regulation of transcription by RNA polymerase II; mitotic cell cycle. Lineage: Eukaryota; Fungi; Ascomycota; Sordariomycetes; Hypocreales; Nectriaceae.